GUUACACAGAUUAAACUUUUUGAUGACAUGUUUUUUAGUGAAUGGUUGGUUUAAGAAUUAUCGUAUAAAAAUUAGUUUUCGUAUGAAUUUUGAAAGAAGAAACUAAUUGUUUGGGAAGAAAUUUAAGAGAAAUAAAGUGUCAUUUGAAAAGAAAUAAAUUGAACAUUAAGAUGUAAAGACAUAUAUUUAAAAAAAAAAAAAAAUGACAUGUGGAGUUUUCCUGUUAUUUAAUAUCUCCGUAGUAUAGAUGUUUAGAUAAUAAUAUAGGAGUAACAUGUUUUUUGCUUACUCUAUGAAAUUGUGAUUACAUUGCCUAUUGGGUGAUAAAGUUACACUGCCUAUAUAAGAGAUUCUCAUUUCAUCCAAAAAAAACAAAACGAGAUUCUCACACAAAAAUCCAAAACUUAAGAAUUUUCUACACUCCAAUAAAAUCUUCACAAAUUCCGACGCUUUCUCUCUCUCUUCCCUAGGAAAAAUGGCGUUUCCCGGUGCAAUUUGCGACGCGUUGGUAGCUUUACCAUCAACUGCUUCUCAUCGUUCACUUGAAGUCAAGAAAAUGUCAGAAUUCAAAUAUUCAUUUCUUCCUAUUUCUGCAAAUUCUAACAAAGGCUGUAAUUUGUUUUACAAUGGAAAGAUUGCCACAGGACUGGACAAGAGCAAGUCAAGUGGAAUUUUGGUGAGAGCUUCCGAUCAUUCUGGAAAGAAUUCAGAACCUAUUGCUCCUCUUUCCUUGGAGUCUUAUGUUGGGAAACAGUUGACAGAGAUAUUGCAAGCAAACCCACAUCUCCUCCUUGCAGCUGUUGACCAGGAGCUUGUGAAGCUGCGAAAUGAGAGAGCUGACGUAUACAAAUCGAUUCCGCCAUUUUUAGCUGAAGAAGACCUGCACAGGAGACUAAUUGAAAGAAGUGAGAAGCAAAGGAGAAGAUAUUUAGUGGACAUAAUGUACUGCUUAAUCGUACACAGAUUUGUGGAAAAAAACAUCUCAAUGUUUUCAAAAAGAACCCCGACAAAUUCAGUUGGCAAUGUGGCAUUCUGGCCAUUGCAAGAUGACAAACUCAGAUCUGUACACUCUAAGGGAUUACAAGAUUUGAUAGUAGGCCACUUGUUCGCUGUGAUACAUGACCAACUUCAUGGUCCCACGUUGACUAAUAUUGAGAUCAGCAUUAUAGAACUUGGAUUGCUGUAUGCUGAUUCCAUGAUCUAUGGGUAUGUUCUUCGAAUGGCUGAACAGAGAUACCAACUUGAGAGAGCAUUGAAUACAAUUCCUGAGGACUUUAGUAAUUGGACCAGGUUUGAGAAUCCAUUUCCAGAAGGCUCUCCAUGGGAUUCAGAUUCACUCAUUCAAGUCGCAGCUGAUGAAGAUGUACAAAAGCCUAGUACGGUUAAUGGUGAGUCCUACUAUAACCUAAGGUCAUAUGUCGAGGACAUGGAUGGAGAAACUUUUCAGAGCUAUGCAACUUCAAUAUCAGAGGAAGCUAUGUCAUUGAUAGAAAAGCAGAUGCAAGUCUUGUUUGAUCUACCAGAUAUCAGGAUUGCCGACGUGGUAAAAAAAAGUUGCAGACAAAGAAUGAUGAAGUUGUUUCGGUUACUCUCCUUGGAUUGAGAUUGCUGAUUUUGGAAGCACUCGCAUUUGGUUCAUUUUUGUGGGAUGCAGAAUACUAUGUCAACGAGAAAUACUAUAAAGUUGAUAGCUGAGAAAUGUUGUAUGGUUCAUCAUAUAAAACUGCACAGAACUAACACAUAUUCUUUGAUUUCUUGUACAUUGAAGUUCGAGGAGUUACAACACUUGGGUACGAAGGAAUGAGGAUUCAACCUCAAGCAGAAUGUCUGAAUGUUGAGUGUUAAAUUUUCUGUAUAGGAAUGGAUUAAUUGUUCAUAUGAAGUUUGAAACUUAGAGUAAAAGUAGAAACCAGUUUAUAUAUUUCUGUAAAACUGCAGAGUGCCAUAUUGGUAUAUAGCAAGCACUCGUUAUUAGUUUGUUUGUACACAUUUUAUGCAUGAUUUUAUUUCUGAGUAAGUGAUUAGCUAAAAACUUAUUACAGGAA
Molecule: messenger RNA, 2045 nt
Organism: Chenopodium quinoa (quinoa)
Lineage: Eukaryota; Viridiplantae; Streptophyta; Magnoliopsida; Caryophyllales; Amaranthaceae
Product: UV-B-induced protein At3g17800, chloroplastic-like
Exons: 3
Coding region: 476-1603 (375 amino acids)
Source: RefSeq, a predicted model, not a curated record